Messenger RNA from Closterium sp. NIES-67, 497 nucleotides. The record is from the annotation of a GenBank genome assembly. NCBI's taxonomy places the organism in Eukaryota, Viridiplantae, Streptophyta, Zygnematophyceae, Desmidiales, Closteriaceae.
UCUAGGCUUGUGGCACGGGGGUUUCAGCAGACAAAGGGGCAGGACUAUGAUGAGGUGUUUGCUCCUGUGGGGAAAGGAACAACACUGAGGGUGCUGUUGGCGAUAGCUGCACUCCUGGGAUGGAAGAUUCGGCAGAUGGAUAUUGUGACUGCCUUUCUGAAUGGGAUCAUUAUGGAGGAGGUGUACAUGAAGCUUGCUGGGAUGAGUGUGCAUUGAGUAUGCAUGCUUGAGAUGUGGUCUGGUCGAUGAUGGUUGGCAGCCAGAGGGGGAGAUUGUUGUGUGAUGUCAUCAUAUGCUAUCACAUUCUGUCUGCCUCCCAUCCCAUGUAUUUGUGCUAAUAGAUCUUGAGAAGAUCUUUCCGACGCAACAAGAAUCGCUUCAAUCGGAGCAAGAACGCGAAAGCUAUGAAGAUUCAAAGUUCAUGAGCUUGCGUUCCAAUUGCGGCGGUUACUAAGUGAAGUUGUGGGGUGACUUUAUCUGGAGUUGGGACCUUUGGG